AUGGGAGGGGAGUCGUCCGUUGCUAAGCGACCAAAAGAGACCCUGUUACCUAGAGACUGGAGAAGGAUUCCUCUGUUGCUAAGAGUGAAGGGCGGCAUGUCCCAGGGCCCAGGAGCUCAGCCGAAACCCUCUGUGUACCACGAGCGGCAGCGCCUGGAGCUGUGUGCCAUCCACGCCCUCAACAACGUCCUGCAGCAGCGGCUCUUUAGCCAGGAGGCUGCCGAUGAGAUCUGCAAGAGGUUGGCCCCCGACUGCCGGCUGAACCCUCACCGCAGCUUCCUGGGCACCGGCAACUAUGACAUCAAUGUGAUCAUGGCGGCCCUGCAGGGGCUGGGCCUGACCGCCGUGUGGUGGGACCGCAGGAGGCCCCUGACCCAGCUGGCGCUGCCCCACGUGCUGGGGCUGAUCCUGAACCUGCCUGCGCCCGUGUCGCUGGGGCUGCUGACGCUGCCGCUGCGCCGGCGGCACUGGGUGGCCCUGCGCCAGGUGGACGGGGUCUACUACAACCUGGACUCCAAGCUGCGGGCCCCGGAGGCGCUGGGGGACGAGGACGGGCUCAGGUCCUUCCUGGGGGCCGUGCUGGCCCCGGGCCUGUGCCAGGUGCUGGUGGUGGUGACCAAGGAGGUGGAGGAGAAGAACAGCUGGCUGCAGCUCGACUGA
Molecule: messenger RNA, 660 nt
Organism: Pipistrellus nathusii (Nathusius's pipistrelle)
Lineage: Eukaryota; Metazoa; Chordata; Mammalia; Chiroptera; Vespertilionidae
Source: the annotation of a GenBank genome assembly